Molecule: messenger RNA, 1831 nt
Organism: Achroia grisella
Lineage: Eukaryota; Metazoa; Arthropoda; Insecta; Lepidoptera; Pyralidae
Gene: emc
Product: protein extra-macrochaetae
Exons: 2
Coding region: 90-518 (142 amino acids)
Biological process (GO): negative regulation of transcription by RNA polymerase II; cell differentiation; circadian regulation of gene expression
Cellular component (GO): cytoplasm; nucleus
Molecular function (GO): protein dimerization activity; transcription regulator activity
Source: RefSeq, a predicted model, not a curated record
CGACUCGUCAUUCCUCUCUCGCGCUCCGCACGUUAUACACGUGUCGCUCGCAAACCCCAUCCCAGUGUACGUGUUUAGUGACUCUCACGAUGAAAGCAAUAACGGCAGUGUGUGCGACCGGCGCCUCGGUGCCCGCAAUCGCCAGCGGUCGUAUCCAGCGCCAUAGGGAAGGCGAAAACGCUGAGAUCCAGAUGUAUCUCUCGAAACUACAGGACUUGGUGCCUUUUAUGCCGAAGAACAGAAAAAUCUCAAAAUUGGAAGUGAUUCAGCAUGUCAUCGAUUAUAUAUGCGACCUCCAGUCCGCCUUGGAAAAUCAUCCUGCAGUUGGACAAUUUGAUGCAGAAGGAGCUCUUGCGUCGCCACCUUGCGCUGUGGCGCCGCAGUCGCGCCCUCACAGACGCCCUCUUGGACCUCGGUCGGCGCCUAACACUAUCCUUCGCAGAUCGACCUCCAGCCAAGAACACAGAAAUCAAACGACACCUGAAAAACAGAACCAACCAGAUAGGCCGUCAUGCUAAGUGAUGUGCUUAAUUUUAAGGGACAAUGUAAUUUAUGAUAAUUAUAAGAUACCUCGAAUCGUGGCCGUUGCCGUGAUGGGAGGCGAGGCAGGAGGUGCUGAGAAAAAAGAAGGAAGACGAUGCCUCCAGCAGCAGUUCCAGUGAAAAUCAUCUCGCGAUGAUGUCCUAAGCACGAUCUCGUUAUGUACGAUCAACAAAUUAUUUUAAUUUAAUCGUUUCGUGGCAUUACGGUGAAGACUUCAAUAUUGCAAUGCAAUUAACCGUUCUCGUUGAGUCGAUGGACUGUUUUGUUAUAAUACGUUUUAUGUAAAAAGCUUUAUUAGUUAUUAGUCAGAUGAAUGUAAAUUUUCAAUGUUUGUACAUAGGUAUGUUGAGCAGUAUGUUAAUGGAAUACCUAAAAACAUCCUAUACAUUUUGGUCUCUUAAAAUUUUUGUAUGUAUUUAUAAAUUGUACAGUUUUGUGUAGCACAUUACGUACAAAAAUUCAUGGCUCUUUUAAUUAAAUUUCUUUUUAUUGAAUUCAGUCCUAGAUUCUUAGUUUUAAAACGAUGCUUCCAUUUAUAUCAAAGAAGUAAAUCAAUUUUAAGUUGGUUUACGUAUAUAAUUUUAUUACUUUAAGUUAUUAUUCUUGAGUGUGAUUUUGCAUGGCAAUUUUUGCUAUUAUUAUAUGGAAAUGUAUUAAUAGAGUGCGAAUGCAAACUUUUCUUAUUAAUUUAUUGGUUGCGUUUGCACACUACUAUAUAAUGUAAAUAUUGUAUGUAAUUGAGAAAAGAUAUAAAACAUAGCGAAAAGUGUAUCAAAUUGAGACCUAUUACGAUUUUAUUUUGAAUAAGGUGGAAAUGCUUUAAUUAUCUUAAUUCUUAUUACUUACGGUGUAUUAUAAUUUUAAAUAGACUGUUAUAGUUUUAGUUAUUGAGGGAUGCGUUGGUAGAGGUCAAACAAAUUGUGUUGUUAGUAGUAUAUAUGUGCCGACCGGCACACUGUUACUAAAAACAAUAUUAUUAAUAUAUAACAUGGUUUACACCUCAGGCGACCAAUGGGCUAUCCAUAUAGACGCAAUUGUACCUAUAUUAACAACUAAGUCGUAAGAAAUUGUUUUAAUGAUACAUACUUAAUAGAAAUACGACCUAUAACAAGCGUAAUUUAUGGAUAUCCCAAAACUUAGCACUUUGCGUCACAAAUUGUAAACUGUAUUUCACAAUGUUUUCGUCCAUGUUUCCUUUUUUUAUUUAGUUAUAAAUUUCGCACUGACUUGUCUUGAUAAGUUAUCCGAUAAAUCAAACAAACAGAAAAUAAAAAAUAUUAUGACUAUA